Messenger RNA from Symbiodinium pilosum, 801 nucleotides. The record is from the annotation of a GenBank genome assembly. Lineage: Eukaryota; Dinophyceae; Suessiales; Symbiodiniaceae.
AUGAACCACACCUGCGCUGUUGUAGACAUGACAGGCUGGCGUGUGCCAGAAGCAAACGUGUGGGCAGAGGUGUGCGUGAUUGCCAAUGUUGGUGCAGCCGUGGAGUUCUUUCUGUGGAGCCAAAAUCAGUGGACAGAAAUGUUCUAUCAGCUCUCAGGUAGUUACCUCACUCAGCAGCUUUCCAAGCGGAAGGAGGGAUCUGCAGGCCUAUUCAGCACGGAAUCACGUGACGUUUACACAGUUGGCUGGCCCCAUGAUAAGAGCAGGCAGCCUUCUGAAGUUGAUGCCAACCUGGUGGCCCUAUCAGAACUGCGUGGAAACAACAUGGGAGAACUUGGGGAGCUAUGCUCCGUCUGGGACCCAGAGCCACCUGCAGGUUCGUCAGGUCUUGCAACACAGUUGAAACUGCACAUUGCAGAGCCAUUCGUCACUAUGACAACGAGUCAAGGAGCCAUGCCACAGAUGCUGGAACUUAUUAGCAGCCUGGGUGGAUACCUGUCAAUUGUCUUCAGUGUCUUCACAUUGGUUUUCGUCCGGGCUUACCCGUUUAGCGACACGGCGAGGCUCUACGAUGCUCGCACUCUGAUUGGGUUUUCCGCCUGGGGCAAUCCUCCAGACCAUGAUCAGAGCGUGCAGAGUGUGUCCCCGGAUGUUGAGUGCAUCGGAGCGAGCGGAGCGAGCGAUCAAGAUGGUGCUCGCCUGACUGAACGGGAGCAACCAGAGCAAACAGAACGGACCGUCGUAGAUGCCUUUGCCACGAAGGCGUGGCAAGUGCCGAGUAAUCCUGGUACUGAAAAUUAA